CGGAUCACUCAUGUGUGUCGCCCGCGAAACUGCUGGCUGACGUAAAGGAUGCUGGGAUCGCCCUCUUACUAGGAGGCCGCCAUAUUGGAAAAACUAUUGGCAGAACGUUACACAAAUUACUUCAUUCUAGAAGGUAUUCAGCGCUCGACAAAGUUGAUAAGAUGGCAAAUCAUGAGCAAAAUCUCAAGGAGAUACAAGACCUUUCCAAGGUUGGUAGGCUGUCUCCAACAGAACCACUGGUGACCACACUAACUAUGUGCCCACCAGAAUUCCGUCAGCAGGCCGAGGCUACAUUGCUGAGCCAGGUCGAACUGGCAAAGUCCAGAAAUUCCAAGAAAGCUUGGCUUAAAAAACUGUCAAGGGACCUCUUGGAGCUCAACUUCCAUAACAGGUCAUGGCUGGAAGCUAAUGUGGCACCACUCCCUCCGCCGAAGCAACGCACUUGGAGUGAGGUAGUCCAGGGCCCCAGCAAGGAUAUAAGAAUUCAAUCAAAUCCUGAAAUCGAAAGGAUUGAGCAGCUGGUAUCAGGGAAAGCAGCAUCGUCUCUGUUGGAGGGGGAGGAAGAGAUGGAGUUGGAUUUGACCGAGGAAGAUGAGUCUCGUCUGUUGGAAGAUGAUGUCCAGUUGGUGAACGCGCCAGACAGACCUAGGACUCCGGAACGUACGCCAGCUGGCACUAAACCUGUCAGCCCAGUUAAGCCAUGGGUGAAGGAUAUUCCAAAGGGCAAAGCUUCUUCUGAACAGCCUAAAACCAAGGAAAAGUCUAGGGAAUCCCCAAAACGUCAGGAUUACCGAGAUAGUGCCUGUGAGGCCCACAAAGAAGGGCAUGAAGAGAGCCGGAGAGAAUCCCGGAAGGACAAGCAUGUCGACCGAGGUCAGGAGAGUAGGGGAAACCCAAAGCAGCCCCAUAAGCAAGGGCAUUCAUCAGGCAAUAGGGGCAACUCGGGCCCAAUCAGACCGAGACCCCCCGAUAACCGAGGUCAUGGUAUGUCAGACAGGCAGCGUCAACGAGAUGACAGCCACAGGCAUAGGGAGGAGCAGCCGAGAAAACGGAGCCCCUCGCAGCAGGCAGGCCAGGAGUCUGGCAAGCGUCCUAAAUCGGCGCUGCCUAGAUGCCCAAUUCAAGGAUGUAGUGACAGAAUGGAGGAAAAACCUGCCUUCAAAAAACAUCUGCCAUUGCUAUUUCAUCCUGCGCUGAAUGGCACGGAAGUUGCUGAGAGGAGGAGGACGGCUCUUGUCCAUCUCCAGCGAAUGCUGGUGGGAGCUCACAAGACGCUGAAUAGUUUGGUGACGCUGGCUGAAAGUAUUGGGGAGUUUUCUGAAACUAAAACUCCUGUAACUGACCUACAGCAGGGCAUGCGUGAGCUGGGAGAGGUGCUGAACAAGCGUGAGGAGGAUUUGACGCUCCGUAAUCAUGGAAGCAGUGUUCUUUCCUUAAUCGAGUGGAGCAGGCUCAUUUCUUUGGUUUCGUUGCUAAGGCCGGAACAGCGGGACACCUUCAGGGAGCUAUUCGAACCGUCUGAAGAGGAACAACUUCUACUGCCUAAACUCGCAGUUGGAUUUGACAGCCAUCGUCAUUUAGACCGGACAAUGGAGAAACUAGGGAAAAGAGAGAAGAAUCUCUCCAGUAUUCUGGAUGGCUCGUCAACUUUACCAGAAUAUGAGAUUGAGGUACCAAGGGUCAUUGGCGUGUUUUGUGACCCAGAAACUUACCCUUCUAAAACAGACAUAAAGAACUGGGUCAGCCAAGGAGUUUGUCCUGCUAUUGGAUGGCAUCCCCGGAAAAACUCAGGGACUGAAGAGGACUGGAGACGGUUCAGGGAUCGCCUGAAUAUGCCCGAAGUGGUUGCUCUAGGGGAAGUUGGCUUGGAGCGCAAUGAGCCACCAAAUCAGUGGUAUACCCAGAUGUUGAAUCUGGAGAAGGCGUUAGAUUGCUUAGGACCAAACCAUGUCCUAGUGUUACAUUGCAGGAGUGUGGGGACGGAAUCCGACGAAGCAUGGCUGACUGUCCUCAUGAUUCUGAAGGCGCAUCGGUCAGUGGGACGGGAACACCUUAUCCACUGCCAUUGCUUUACGGGCAGUCGCUCACUAGCAGAGAGAUGGAUUGCGGAGUACCCAAGCACGUACUUCGGUUUCACUUCGGUGGUGUCCAAAUAUAAGGAGCCUGGGGACCAUGACAGGUUGGAUUGGAUAAGGCAUGUUGAUCCGGACGAAUUCUCCUAG
Molecule: messenger RNA, 2222 nt
Organism: Mercenaria mercenaria
Lineage: Eukaryota; Metazoa; Mollusca; Bivalvia; Venerida; Veneridae
Exons: 2
Coding region: 162-2222 (686 amino acids)
Molecular function (GO): hydrolase activity, acting on ester bonds
Source: RefSeq, a predicted model, not a curated record